Closterium sp. Naga37s-1 is the source of this 3102-nucleotide messenger RNA. NCBI's taxonomy places the organism in Eukaryota, Viridiplantae, Streptophyta, Zygnematophyceae, Desmidiales, Closteriaceae. The record is from the annotation of a GenBank genome assembly.
AUGAGGGCUGCUGCUCUAGGUGCUCGUGCGUCUGCUCCCUCAGGUGCUGGUGAGUCUGCUCUCUCAGGUUCUGCGUCGGCUUCGGCCUCCCACACCUUCACCCUUGACUUGGGGGCUUCUCGCUCCUUCUUUCGAGACCGCACCAGACUCACGCCGCUUGGCCGGCCAGUUGCAGUCUCUCUGGCAGACCCCUCUGGGGGUCCUGUCCUUGCUCACUUCUCCACUGUCCUCCCGUGUCCGGCGGCCCCCUCUGGCACCCUGUCUGGUCUUUACCUCCCCUCGUUCUCUACGAACUUGGUGAGUGGUGCUGACCUACAGGAUGCGGGGGUUCACCAGUUCACUCCUGCGAGUCAGCGGGUGACCCACUGCACGGACGCUCGGACAGGCCGACACCUGGCCACGUUUACACGUCGGCCGGGGUCGAGCCUGUACACACUGACCACUGCGUCUCCUCCAGUCACUGCGUCUGGUCAGGUAGCUGCGUCGGGUCAGGUGUUUGCUGCAGCGUCCAGGUCUGGUCCUGAGUCUGCCCCCUGUUCGUGUCGCCUCCUGUCGCACGAGACUCUCCUCUGGCACCACCGCCUUUGUCACCCCUCCCUGCUUCGUCUCCGAGGCAUGGCCUCCCGUGUCCUUGUCUCUGGUCUUCCCCGGUCCCUCCCUCCUCUUCCUCCGGGGCCUGGCCCUACCUGCGUCCCCUGUGUCGAGGGGCGGCAGCGGGCUGCCCCUCACUCCUCCCAGUUUCUUCCGACAGAGGCCCCGCUGCAGACGCUUCACAUGGACGUGUGGGGCCCGGCCUGCGUCCGUGGACAGGGUCACGAGCGCUACUUCCUGCUGGUGGUUGACGACUACUCGCGUUACACCACAGUCUUCCCUUUGCGCAGCAAGGGUGAUGUCACUGAGGUGUUGAUCGACUGGAUCCGCGCAGCUCGUCUCCAGCUCAGGCAGAGCUUCGGCUCGGACUUUCCUGUUCUGCGUCUGCACUCUGACAGAGGUGGAGAGUUCUCCUCUGGCCUUCUGCGAGCCUACUGUCGUGCACGAGGCAUCCGCCAGACCUUCACGCUUCCGGACUCUCCACAGCAAAAUGGGAUUGCUGAGCGCCGCAUUGGCAUGGUCAUGGACGUCGCCCGUACGUCCAUGAUGCAUGCGGCUGCCCCCCAUUUUCUGUGGCCGUUUGCGGUUCGGUACGCGGCGCAUCAGAUCAACCUUCACCCGAGGGUCUCCAUGCCGGAGACCUCCCCAGCUUUGCUGUGGACGGGGAAGGUUGGCGAUGCGUCUGCGUUCCGUGUCUGGGGAUCUCGGGCGUUUGUCCGCGACUUGUCUGCGGACAAGCUGUCCCCUCGUGCUGCUCCUUGCGUCUUCCUUGGCUUCCCCCCUGACGCGCCAGGGUGGCAGUUCUACCACCCCACCUCUCGCCGUGUUCUGUCCUCCCAGGACGUCACGUUUGACGAGUCGGUCCCCUACUACCGCCUCUUCCCCUACCGCACUCCGUCCCUCCCCCCGCCACCGCUCUUCCUUGUGCCAGUCGAGCCUGUCGAGGUUACUGGUGACUCUGGUGCUGCUGAGGGUGCUGAGCCUGGGGGUGCUGUGUCUGGGGGUGCUGAGCGUGUGGGUGCUACGCCUGGGGGUGCUGAGCCUGAGGGUGCUACUACCGGGGGUCCUGAGCCUGGGGGUGCUGAGCCUGGGGGUGCUACUACUGGGGGUGCUGAGCCUGGGGGUGCUGAGCCUGGGGGUGCUGCGCCUGGAGGUGCUGAGCCUGGGGGUGCGGAGCCUGAGGGAGCUGGGCCUGCUCGUGUGGCGUCUGGCGGUGCUGAGCCUGGAGGUUCUCCGGGUGCUUCGUCUUGGCGGGAGCCACUCUCUCCACAGGAGCUGCGCAAGUGGUUUGCCCGGCGCUGGAGGCGUGCUGCUGGAGCUGGAGGUUCUUCGGCUGCUGAGGGUGCUGGUGCCGCGGGUCCCGGAGGUGCUCGUACUGGGAGUACUGGAGCUGCUGGGCCUGCGGGUACGACUGGAGCUGGAGCUGCUGAGGGUGUUGGCGCUGAGGCUACUGCUGUCGGUCCUGGAGGCGGUCCUACUGGGGGUGCUACUGGUGCUGCUGGAGGUACUGGAGCUGGAGGUGCUGCUGGCGCUGGUGCUGCCGCUGGGGGUACUGGUGCUGUCCCUGCUGUGUCUGGAGUCGCCGCGCGGCCUCGGCCGUACUUCGUUCCGCUCCUUCAGCAGGUUCUUGGUCUCCCGCCUUCUACUGGUCCUCCUCCUCCCUUAGAGUGUCCACAGCCUGUCCCGUCACAGUUACAGUUACAGCCGGCCUCCCCACUGCCCGCUCCUUCUCCCUACACUGGUCCUACUGGAGGUCUUACUGAGCGUCGUGAGCCUGCGUCUCGCCCUACGUCGCCUGUCCGUGCUGCUCGCACUAGUGGUCGUGGUUUGCGUCAGCGUCCUCCUCCUGUCCCUGGCACGCACCGGAUGUCUCUGCGUCCGUCCACUGCUCCUCUGCGUGCCCCUUUGCCUUCUCCUCCUGAGUCCUCUCUUCCUGCUCUUCCUGACCCGGAGUCGGACUCCCUUCGUGCUGCCAGUCCGACUGUCACGCGUCUCCUUGCUACUGUUGUCACUGACCCUUCCUUUGAGUCCACUGCUGCGUCUGCCCUAGUUGCUGAGCUCGUCGACUUUGCUGCUCGCUGUCGUCUAGACUACGCUGCUAGUCUUGUUGCUGAGUCUGAGUCUGUCUGUCCUCCGUCCAUCGGGGGUGAGUGUGCCCUUGGCACGGACGUCCUUGAGGACAGGCAGGAGGAGUUCCAGUGUCUGGCUGCUGCUUCACCUCAUCUCGUGUCCGUACUGCUUACCCCUGAGGGAGACCCGGAUGCACUUGACAUCCCGACUCCGCGCUCUUACGCGGAGGCGAUAGAGGGUCCCUACUCCUCUCAGUGGCAGGCAGCUAUGGACGCAGAGAUGGCUUCCUGGAAGUCCACAGGCACCUACGUUGACGAGGUUCCCCCGCCUGGGGCGAACAUCGUUAGUGGCAUGUGGAUUUUCAGGGUGAAGCGGCCGCCGGGUUCUCCACCUGUCUUCAAGGCGCGUUACGUGGCUCGUGGCUUCACUGCACUCUCUUGA